Scomber japonicus (chub mackerel) is the source of this 2496-nucleotide messenger RNA. It is a transcript of the gene pals1a, whose product is annotated as protein associated with LIN7 1, MAGUK p55 family member a. The transcript has 17 exons. The record is from RefSeq and is a predicted model, not a curated record. Gene Ontology annotation, cellular component: plasma membrane; adherens junction. Gene Ontology annotation, molecular function: protein binding. Gene Ontology annotation, biological process: generation of neurons; establishment or maintenance of polarity of embryonic epithelium; protein localization to plasma membrane. Lineage: Eukaryota; Metazoa; Chordata; Actinopteri; Scombriformes; Scombridae. The coding region runs from base 303 to 2324 and encodes 673 amino acids.
CUGCUGUUGCUUCUGUGUCGGACAAACGAGCAACAAGCUUGUCAGAGUGAAACUGAGAAUUAGAAAAUUAAAAGGCGAACUGCGACUGGUUGGAUUUAAACUAACAGUGAACCGACGGCUAAGAGUGUAUUAGCUAACGGAAGCAGGCGGGCGGCUCAGAGACACAGUGAAGGUAUCAUGGCUGCCAUGUUUACCGAGCUCCCCUCCUAGACUCCGCCCCCACACAUAGAUACACAUACCUGCACGCCACCCCCCCCCCCCCCCAGUGAGCCAUUACAAACACAAACACACUAUCUGCUCUCAUGACAACCUCCCAUCUGAACGGCCAUGUUGCUGGAGAGGGAGGAGGAGGAGGAGGAGGAGGAGGAGAUGAAGAGCUGAGGGGAGGACAGCAACACCGGGAAAUGGCCGUAGACUGUCCGGGAGAGCUGGGGAGCCGGACGCUGCCCGUCAGACGGUCCGCACAGCUGGAGAGGAUACGACAGCAUCAGGAGGACCUUCGUCGCCGCAGAGAGGAAGAGGGUCGGCAGAUGGACCUGAACGCCUCGCUGCGACUCAAGAAGCUCUCCCAGAAUCCCCACAUCGGCAUCGACAACCCCACAUUCCUGCAGGACUCGUAUUCACCGCAGCAGCCGCCGCUCGGCAGCCAGCACACACACGCGCUGCUGGAGUUGGAGGAGCUGCUGCUGUCACUGAAGCAGGUCCGAGGCUGUCUGUCCGACCAGCAGAGUCAGAAUGACAUAGAGCUGGUUCUUGCACUACUAAACAAGUCUGACUUCCAGUCAGCGCUGAAGAUCCAUAAUGCCGUGGCCAACAGCAUGCACCGGCCCUCCCCUCCAUACCCACACACACACCAGGCGCUGCAGCUGGCAAUGGAGGUCAGGAAUGUCAUCCAGUCAAGUCAAAACAAAGAGGGACUCGAACUCCACAGCCUGCUGACAGACACACACAUCCAGUCAUUGCUUCUGGCACAUGACAGCAUAGCAGAGAUAGAAAUGGAGCCUGAACCGCUGCCCACCCAGGGAGAGACGCUGACCCAGUGGGGAGGAGAGACUGUGAAGAUAGUUCGCAUAGAGAAGGCCCAGGACAUACCACUGGGAGCGACUGUUCGUAAUGAAAUGGACAGCGUCGUGAUCAGUCGUAUCGUUCGAGGCGGAGCAGCCGAACGUAGCGGACUUUUAUCAGAAGGAGACGAAAUAUUGGAGAUAAACGGCAUAGAGAUCAGAGGGAAAGAUGUCAACCAAGUCUUUGAUAUUCUCGCGGACAUGCACGGCCUCCUGACCUUUGUGCUCAUCCCCAGCACUCAGAGCAAACCUCCUCCUGUCAAAGAGUCUGUGGUCCAUGUGAAGGCACAUUUCGACUACGACCCCUCAGACGACCCGUACGUGCCGUGCAGAGAGCUGGGCCUGUCCUUCCAGAAAGGAGACAUCCUCCACAUCAUCAGCCAGGCAGACCCCAACUGGUGGCAGGCUUACAGGGACGGAGACGAGGAUAACCAGCCUCUCGCUGGACUGGUACCAGGGAAGAGUUUCCAGCAGCAGAGAGAAGCCAUGAAACAGACCAUAGAAGAAGACAAGGAGCCUGAGAAGUCUGGGAAGCUGUGGUGUGCAAAGAAGAACAAGAGGAAGAGAAAGAAGCUUCUGUACAACGCUCACAGGAACGAUGAUAUCGAUAACGAGGAGAUUCUCACCUAUGAGGAGAUGGCGCUGUACCACCAACCGGCCAAUAGGAAGCGGCCCAUCGCGCUGAUCGGGCCGACCAGCUGCGGACAGGCGGAGCUCAGGCAAAGACUGCUCAACAACCAGCUGGAACGAUUCGCCGGAGCCGUGCCUCACACCACACGGAGCCGCAGAGAUGGAGAGCUGAGUGGAAGAGACUACCACUUUGUGUCUCGUCAGACGUUUGAGGCAGAGCUGUCAGCUGGGAAGCUGAUAGAGUCUGGAGAUUUUGAGAAGAACCUGUACGGGACCAGUACAGACUCUGUGAGACAGGUCAUCAACACGGGCAAAAUCUGUGUGCUCUGUCUACACACGCAGGCUCUAAAGGUGCUCAGGAGUUCAGACCUGAAACCUUACAUCAUCUUCAUAGCUCCGCCCUCUCAAGAAAGACUCCGAGCCCUGUUGGCUAAAGACAACAAGAACCCAAAGCCCGAGGAGCUGCGGGACAUCAUCGAGAAAGCUCGGGAGAUGGAGCAGAGCUGCGGUCACCUGUUCGACGCCAUCAUCGUCAACACGGACCAGGACAAAGCUUACACAGAGCUGCUACGACUCAUCAACAAACUGGACACUGAACCCCAGUGGGUGCCCUGCUCCUGGCUGCGCUGAACACACACACACAUGCACUCACACACACGCACUCACACGCACUCACACUCACACACACACACACACACACACCAUUCACAGAGUAGACAUACAGAGCCCACACUUGUGUUUUUACUCAGUGUUGCUGUGGUGAGAGUUGCAACAGAGUAUUAAAGCCACUGUUAGAAACAAA